AUGCUGCGGCCCACCAAGUUCCACGCGCCGCCGGCCUUCGACUCGCACCCGUCCGACGUGGUGCUCGUCAAGUCCUACCUCCGGCCCUGGGUCGCGCAGGGCGUCCGUCCCGCGGGCGCCUUCGUGCACGCGGCGGACCUCUACGCCGCUGAGCCCGGCGAGCUCGCGCGGCGGUUCCGCGCCGCCGUGGCGCGGGACGGCGAGCGCGCGUGGUACUUCCUCUCGCCGCUCCGCACCAAGAGCCCCCGCGGGCGCCGCAAGGCGCGCACCGUCGCGGGCGGCGCCGGGUGGUGGCACGGCGAGGCGGGGCCCCGCCCCGUGCUCGACCCGCUCGACGGCCGCCGCAUGGUCGGCUACCGCCAGAGCUUCUCGUUCAUGCGCCGGGGCGCGGACGGCGCGCCCGUCCGGACCGGGUGGAUCAUGCUCGAGCUCCGCCUCCACGACGACGACGGCGGCGACGGCGCGGGCGGGAUCGGGGACCAGCUCGAGGGGCUCGUCCUGUGCAAGGUGUACCGCAGCCCGCGCCACCCCGGGCACGCGGACGGCGACGACCUGGACGAAUCUUGCGCGGCCGCGCCAGCUGGGCGCCAUAGCAACGUCGCGGAGGACGACGGGAGCUCCGACUCGCCGGCGGCGCCACCUGGAGGCAAGAGGAAGGCGGGCGACGACGGAGAACCCAGCGCGGCGACGCCUAGGCGCCAUAUCAGGACGGCUGACGACGAGACCUCGGGCGCGGCAGCGCCGACGGUUCUUGGGCCCAAGGAAAAGACGGCGGACGACGGGAACGAGACCUCUGGCGCGACCACGGCCGCGGCGCGCGGGGACGAGGGGGGAAAGAAGGCGGCGGACGACGAGGACUCGUCGGCAUCGACGCCUCCGCGCAAGAGGGCGAAGACGGCGGACGACGAGGGCGCCAAGAGGAUGGCCGGCGCCCCGGCGACCCAGCAGCUGCACUGCCCUCAGUGCGGGUUCCACCUCGGCUCGUUGCAGGCGGUCGUGUCCCCGGCCAAAUCCACAUCGGAGACGAAGACGGGGAUUGGUCAGGCCGACGAAACCCAGGGAGGUGGAAGAACGGGUGAUCUUCCAGCGAAGGAUCUUUUGAGAUUCAGAGAUCCCAAGCAAGCAUGA
Messenger RNA from Panicum virgatum (switchgrass), 1128 nucleotides. Its product is annotated as NAC transcription factor ONAC010-like. The transcript has a single exon. NCBI's taxonomy places the organism in Eukaryota, Viridiplantae, Streptophyta, Magnoliopsida, Poales, Poaceae. Gene Ontology annotation, biological process: regulation of DNA-templated transcription. Gene Ontology annotation, molecular function: DNA binding. The coding region runs from base 1 to 1128 and encodes 375 amino acids. The record is from RefSeq and is a predicted model, not a curated record.